AUGCCACCAACGAACCAAGGCGCCAUGGACAAGGCAAAGCGAGGCAUGACCACGCGAGCCGAGCGCCUUGCGAUGUUGGAGUUCCUGCGCGUUCCGGAGCACUUUGCGCUGAUGACGGGCCAGGCCACGAGAGGGAAGGUAAUGAAGGGUGGCCAGCGCUUGACGAAGGCGCAUGGCCACAGUUUGAUGGCGCAGUACGUCAACAAGAUCGUGGGCGACGGCAAUCGCGCGUGGUCAGCGCAAGACGCGAAGUCGAGCCAAACCUUGGACAACUCGUUUGUUGCGGACGACUCGGACGACAACGACGCCAAAGACGGCGAGCAACCUGGCAAUGACCCCGACAGCGACGAGUACUGGGCGCAGAACGAUGUUGAGGACCCAGGUCGUACCGAUGCCGACGCUGCUGACGGUAAGGGCAAUGAAUACGGCAUCCCGGGCACUCGUCUUUGUCUUGGCGCCGCGGCCUUCAUUCCACCGUGCUUGCAUCGGGAGUUCAAUGAUACCCCACAGACCAGCGUCUUGCAAAGUUUUGUCCAUUAUGGGUUGCAUCGAGUCUGGUGCUUCUGCAAGCUCCUCGGCAGCUGGGCCAAAGCGGUCGAGACAUUCGUUCAAGAAGAUCUGGUCGCGCACAGAUUGCUCCUCUAG
Molecule: messenger RNA, 645 nt
Organism: Aphanomyces astaci
Lineage: Eukaryota; Oomycota; Saprolegniomycetes; Saprolegniales; Verrucalvaceae
Exons: 4
Coding region: 1-645 (214 amino acids)
Source: RefSeq, a predicted model, not a curated record